AUAGUCCCUGUGCAAGGAUGAUGACACGCAUAAAUCGAGAAAUGGUCCAAAAAAAAAAACGUGGUAGCUCAUGGUGCAACUUGAUGGGGGCACAGACAUGGUGGUGAGCGGCUGAUUUUACAAGGCACAGCUUUGCAAUGCUCAUUACUUAUCAACGUCGCCGCCGCAAUCAUGUUUCUUGUGUGGGAAGUGAUGUAGGCAUUGCAGGCGCUAGUAGUCAUAUGAGAGGAGAGAAGGAAAACAAUGACACCUGGCAGAGGCCUUCGAUUUGCGAUAUGGCGGAGCAGAAUGACCUCGUGACGGGUGACAGCGAUGACGGGCGCGCGGGAGCUGUGACCUUUGUAAGUGAACAUCAAGAAUGUGAAGGGCCCAAGUUGAAAGAGAGGGAGGAGGAUGAGCCUGCGGCUACAGAGAGGGAUUCAUGCCAUACGGGUGAUGAGACAACAUUGUCGGUCUCCACAAUUCCCGGGACCACAAGGCCAACUGAUGGUCCAAGAACGUUAACGUCCUGCCAAGCAAGGGACGAUAUGCGCUCGGGAAAUCUGCCGCUCGGCAAAACCUCUUUUCGUGGAAGGAAUGAUGUGCGCUCAAACCGUGGUAAGAGCAAGGGUUGCGCGGUCGGGAACCGGCAGCGGAAGAUCUCCAGUUUUUUUCUGAAAGGUGCUGCAAGUGAGCAAGUGUCAUUGCCCGUGGCUGGGAAUGAUAAGUCUGGCCGUGGGUAUCGCAGGAUUAUCUCCGAGGGCUGCUUCAAACAGUCAGUGGGGUCCAAGUGGAAGUCAAAGGAGGGAGAAGGGAAGGAGAAUGGCAAUUUGAGCCAUGAGGAGGAAGAAGUCGGCAAACGAGCAGAUCGCUUGGGAGAGGGAUUACAAGAUGCAGCGGCAAGCACGACUAUGAAUUGCCUGGAUUGGCCGGAAGACGAGGGGAAGAAGUGGAUGAAGAAACGCAACAAUGUCUUUGAGAUUUUGAAACUUCAUUCGAAAUCCUCUGCAAUCAAGAGAACCGGCAUCAGGGAGCUGGCUCCAAACAGGGUUUACCAGGAACAAUAUUUCCUUGAUGCAGGGCAGUCUGAUUUUACCUGCACAACAUGCCAUGUCUGUGGACUUGUGUAUGCAAGGGGAGUUGAGCAGGAUGAAAAGGUUCAUAUAAGGAUACAUCGCCGUCAUCUGGAAGGAAUUCGAUUUGAGCUUGGCGAGAUCUUGCGUACAAUUGAGCGGGAGCUUGGGCUUCCAAUGGAAUGGAUGCGGCAGAAGCAUUGUAAGAUAUACCUGUAUGUUGCGACCAAAAGGGUCCUGGGUUGUGUUGCAGCUGAAGCCAUCCGUGAAGCUUUUCCCAUCCUGACUGAGCAGAAUCGGAGUCGUCGUGACCCGGAUGGACGUCUACCAUCGACACCUGAAAGUGGGCCAUCUUCUCAUUCCUCGGGAGGACAAUCCGCAUGCCACACCACGAUGAUCACGAUCCCAUCUCGUAACAAUGGUGCAGGCUAUGAUGAGGAUGUUAGGUGUUGCCUGGAAUCACCUGCAUCUGAUUAUUCUGCGUCUUCUGCAAUGGAUCUGAACCACGAUCGGCAAGAAAGAUGCUUCGCACCAAUUGGUCGAAAGAUUGAUGACCAGGACCAAUGUGACAGAGAGGCCAGGUUCAUGACCUUGGGAAGUGGCAUGAUGGCGGGGAAAAAACGGGACCUCAAUUGGAUGGGGGUUGUCGAAAAUGAGAGUAGUCCAAAGAGGCAAACGAAGGCGACGGCCAUGUUGCGACAUUCUCACCUGAGGCAUCUGUGCAAUGUGAACAAAGCGGCUGAAGAUAGCUGUCAUGACAUGUACACAUCUGCAGAUUGGAGGCCGCAAGGUGUGAAUUGUGAGGAGAAAAGAGGGACUGAGACAGUGGCAGAAGAUGGGGUUGAGAAAUCUAUAGAGGGGGCGAUGAUGCGUUGUGUCAAAUGGGAUGUUAGGAAGGAUCUGGUGAAGGCGGAGGAGUCAUCUGGGAACCGGGCAGCCAUCGACAGGUGUAGUAUGCAAGGGGAUUUUCAUGAUGAUGAUGUUCAGCAUAGCUUGAAGAUCGGUACGGGUAUUAAGGGCCACGAGGAACACCACCAAGGUCCUGCAGAAGCGAAUGCCUGCCAUGGGAGAGGUUGUGGUACCGCACAGUCAGCAAUGGCUUUACGUUGCUGCAAGGACAGGGACGGGGAUAUUCAUGAUGAUGCUGUUCGGUAUAGCUUGCAGAUUGGCAAGGGCCAUGAGGAAGACAACCUAGAAUGUCCUGCAGCAUUGAAUGAGAGAGAUGACGGUACCACACGGUCAGCGAAAGAGGGUGGAUGUUGUUGCUGCAAGGACGGGGACGGGGAUUUUCAUGAUACUGCUGUUCAGUGUAGCCUACAGAUUGGUAAGGGUCAUGAGGAAGGCCAGCGGCAAGAAGGUCCUGCAGCAGCAAAUGGUUGCCGUGAGAGCGAUGACAGUACGACGCGGUCAGCGAAAGAGGGUGGAUGUUGCUGCAAGGAUAGGGAAGGGGGGGGGUAUCAUGAUGCUGUUCGGUGUAGCUUGAAGAUUGGCAAGGGUCAUGAGGAAGGCCGGCGGCAAGAAGGUCCUGCAGCAGCAAAUGGUGGCCACGAGAGAGAUGUCGGUACCACACGGUCAGCAAGAAAGGCUGGAUGUUGCUGCAAGGGUAGGGAAGCCGAGGAGGAGGAUGAAAAUCGCUCUCCAAUGUCCUCUGGCAGGUGCAGGUGUCUGCUAUGUUCCUCUGACGACGGUUCCCGAUCCGGACACGUUGAUGACAGGUCAGCAGAAGAAGCCCAGGAAGGUACCAGUGAUUCCGAACGUAGGGAGAGAGGGUUCGAGAUGGUCGGCGUGAAAGGCCGUGGCGGUCGUAAUGCGCACCUGGGGUCAACUGUGAACUGGCACGGUGGGUCGAUGUUUCGGAACUCGGGAAGUUCUGGCAGCAAGUCAAAGGCGAAUCGUACCCAUCAUGAACGGGGGUCGCGAGUCGGGAAAGUAAUGCGAGCAUUGGUUUGCAGCGAUACGAGCGUAAAGGCUGUCUGUGGAGUGAGAGCAAUUUGGGUAUGGCACCGAGCAAGAAGGAAGGGCAUCGGCUCCAAGCUUUUAGAUGCUGUGAGGUAACCUCUCGUUCUUGUCGUAGCCUGAAGCCAUGCGCUGACUGUGAGUAUAUUACCAUGCUGUUGGAACAACCCUGCCAGGAAUCGAAGUGGCGAGCUCGGGCUAGACAGCCCGACGACACCUUAACCACUGCAACCGCAACCCCUGCGCUCAGAAGUGUAACUGUACUUGUCAUGAUAUCCACACCACCCCUGCAUGGUUGUGCAAGGAAAAUGAGCGAUAGCGGAUUCCAGAAACCAAGCAGCAUCAUACACAUGAAACCAGAUAGUCUUGACCUCGAACCAAAAACAGAUUUAUUUUUUUAUUUUUUUAUUUUUUUGAGACGAUGCUCCAAAAUCU
Chara braunii is the source of this 3443-nucleotide messenger RNA. The record is from the annotation of a GenBank genome assembly. NCBI's taxonomy places the organism in Eukaryota, Viridiplantae, Streptophyta, Charophyceae, Charales, Characeae.